AUGGAAGGAAGUAUGAAAGGAAUGCAGUUUUUGUACGGCUCUGCCGUCCGGUGGCGUGGAACGUUACCCAUCGCUAGGAUUCUGGCCACACUGUUGCUCCUCGCGAUGGUUCUACUAGACAAUGUUGCAAGUCAAAAACCGGAAGAUGGCCCAUACCGGGGGAAGUACAUUGGCAAGUUUAACUCCUACCAUCAUCAAGCGUCGGGAGACGUAUAUGCCGUGGACGAGUACACCUUCCUACUAACCGGCUUCAACUACGACGGUAACGGUGUCGACACAUUCUUCUGGUCCGGUGCAAGCAACCGUCCCGGACCGCAAGGAUUCAUCGUACCCGACGAGUAUGGGAAGACAAACAUCCUAGAACGGUACUUCAACAAAGAUUUCACCCUGCGCCUGCCGGACAACAAGAAGAUUACGGAAGUGAAAUGGUUGGCCGUGUACGAUCUAAACUCGCAGAACAACUUUGCCGACGUGUACAUUCCGGAAGACUUUGAACCGCCCGUGCCGCAAAAGGCGGGCAGCCUUACCGCCAUCGCCGGUGGGCCAAUGGUGUCGAGCGAUACGAUCGACAUACUCGACUCGAAAACGAUACGCAUCACCGACUUCACCUACGAUGGAAAGGCGGGCGAUCAAGCGGAAGUACAUUUCUGGGUUGGCGUUGGUCCAUCCCCAUCGUCCAAAGGUAGCAAAGUGCCGGACGAGAUGGGCUACCUGGACCCGAUACGGGCGUACGAUCGCGAAACGAUCACGCUGGAGCUGCCGGGUGAUAUGACAAUCUUCGACAUCGAUUGGUUCAGCGUGUACGAUGUAGGUUCGCGUCGAGAUUACGGAUCGAUCCUGAUUUCGGACGAUCUGAACGUUCCACCAUCGUUGGUGCGCGUUACACCGCACACCGAAUCGCUGCCAAACUGUCGCCAACUCCACAAAGAUUAUCGCGUUUCGUGGGAAGUGUUCGGACCACAAAUUACGAUUCAACUCGCCGGCAAUGUGCAGCAGGAUGAGUACAUGUCGUUUGGGCUGUCCGGUUCGGAGCAGCGUAGUCAAAUGCUGGGAGCGGAUGUUGUCGUUGCAUUCAUCGAUGGUCAUCGUGGAUAUGCGGUGGACUAUAACAUCACCUCGCUUGCACCGUGUGUGCAAGUGCUGGGUCAAAACAAGGGCGUUUGUCGGGAUGAUGUGGUGGGCGGACUGGACAGCUAUCAGCUGCACACGUUCAGUCGGGAGAAUGACAUCAACACAAUAACCUUCCGGCGUACGCUCAUUUCGUCCGAUUCCGGCGACAAGGAGUUUCUGCUAGAUCGGCCGAUGUACGUAAUUUGGGCGAUGGGUCGCCUUGACUCUAACAACGAGCCCACCUACCAUGACAUCUACCCAAAGCGAAAUGUGCAAAUCCACUUCAACACUUCCGAGCCGGUUAACGAUUGCUUCAGCUUUACUAGCCGCGAAGCUAACCUGAAAGAUGUUUGGGAACGGCAGCAAAUUUUCGACCGGUCCGUCCGUUCGUUCACCGCCACGCUCGGUCCUGCUGGCGGCAAGCGAGGUUACCAAGGCAUUACUGGACACGUUUCCAACGGACUUGCAUGGUACAUCAAUGGAUUCCUCGUGCCGGAACUGUGGUUGCGGCGUGGCCUCACCUACUCGUUUCUGGUACGCGGUGGCAACAAUCCACACUCACCCGAGUUCUACCAUCCGCUAGUAAUAACGGACGAACCGCACGGUGGUUUCGACAGACUUUCCGAUGCACGGCAGAGCGAAAUUCGUGUCCUCGCGGGUGUGGAGUUUACGCGCCGUGGACGCCCGAAACCGAUCGCUGCCGGUCCACUUUGCUUGGCGCGCCAUCCGGAGGGACAAGAUCGACGAUUGGAUGAUAAUUUUGCGACGUUUAAAAAGUUUAACCGUACGCUUAAGUGGAGCUGUGAUUCAGGCGAUCCGGCUGUGUUGGAGAUUACACCGAACACGAGCUGGCCGGACGUGGUAUACUACAACAGCUUCACCCAUGCGAAUAUGGGCUGGAAGAUACAUAUCGUCGAUAGUUACAGCCAGUCGGCGCGUAAUCACGGCACAAUGUACAGUUUUAAUCAUUCGAUUCGGUUACUGCUCUUUACGAGUAUUCUCGUAGUGUGGGCAAGGUUGCAAAAAUAAAAUUAAAAAAAAACUUUUCUCUCACA
Anopheles maculipalpis is the source of this 2165-nucleotide messenger RNA. It is a transcript of the gene knk, whose product is annotated as protein Skeletor, isoforms B/C. The transcript has 3 exons. Lineage: Eukaryota; Metazoa; Arthropoda; Insecta; Diptera; Culicidae. The coding region runs from base 1 to 2139 and encodes 712 amino acids. The record is from RefSeq and is a predicted model, not a curated record.